This is a messenger RNA of Frieseomelitta varia, 508 nucleotides long. RefSeq lists its product as uncharacterized. The record is from RefSeq and is a predicted model, not a curated record. NCBI's taxonomy places the organism in Eukaryota, Metazoa, Arthropoda, Insecta, Hymenoptera, Apidae. The coding region runs from base 51 to 422 and encodes 123 amino acids. The transcript has 2 exons.
UUAUUGAGCUUCAUAUUUCUAUGUAAACUAAUAUACAAUUUAAGACGAUAAUGAUGUCUGAAAAUAUAUGUUAUAAAAAAAUUUCAUUGCAUAAUCGAUCAGAAAAGGUAGCAGUUUUAAAACUAGAUGUAUAUAUAAAAAAACACGAAAAAAAAUUUGGAAAAAUAUCAUCCCAAAAAAUUUUAUCGCGAAAGCAAUUAAAAUUAUUAAGACUUAUACAAGAAUUAAUGAAAGCUAUUGAAAAAGAAGAAAUUAACAAACAACAAGCAUUUCAAUUGCUAAAAACUUCUAAUGAUGCAAUAAGAACAACAAUUUCUACAUUUCAAGAUUCAAUGAAACAAUAUAAAGAUAUCAUAAAAACUGAAUUUGCAAAACUCGAUUGUUUAAGUACAAAUCGACUUUUAAGUAUUAAUUAUACAUAAACAUAAUUUAUCAAUGUUGAACAACUAUAUUAUAAGACAUUUAGAAGUUUUCAUAUUAUAUGCUAAUUUAUCUUAUUUAAAUAAAA